UGAUACCUUUGUAAGCUAAAGCUAAUCCAAAAACAUUACCCUCGCUGCUAUUAUAUGCCCACUAUCAUGAGUUUAUUAGGCUUCACUAGUUCACUCGUCUCUUUCGCACCUCCUCCUCCCCUUCCUUCCCUCACUCCUCUUCUCCCUUCACUCUCCUGUCUUUCCAUCAGAAGAAGGAAUCCUUUACUGUUAAGUGUGAGAAAUCUUGAUUACAAGUGUGAAUCACAGGCAAGUGGGUUGUACAUGGAACCAGUCAAGGAGUCAGUGGAAUUAAAUAGGAAUCUUUAUGCAAAUAUAGAGCCUUAUGAGACUGGUUUUUUGAAGGUCUCUGAUCUUCACUCAAUCUACUAUGAACAAUCAGGAAGUCCCUCUGGGCAUCCCGUUGUCUUUCUUCAUGGGGGCCCAGGAGGAGGAACUGCACCGAGUAACCGAAGAUUUUUUGAUCCUGAAUUUUACAGAAUCAUUUUGUUUGAUCAGCGAGGUGCCGGAAAGAGCACACCCCAUGCUUCCUUGGAGGAAAAUACCACUUGGGAUCUCAUUGAUGACAUUGAAAAGCUAAGGGAACACUUGAAAAUUCCGGAAUGGCAGGUUUUUGGUGGAUCAUGGGGAAGUACACUGGCACUUGCGUACAGCCAAUCACAUCCUGAAAAGGUUACUGGACUGGUCCUUCGAGGGAUUUUUCUUUUGCGAAAGAAAGAGAUUGACUGGUUUUAUGAAGGUGGUGCUGCUGCUAUAUUUCCUGAUGCUUGGGAGUCAUUCAGAGAUUUUAUUCCAGAAAAUGAAAGGGGAUGUUUCAUAGAUGCUUACAGCAAGAGAUUAAACUCUGAUGAUUUGGAAACACAAUAUGCAGCUGCAAGAGCAUGGACCAAAUGGGAAAUGAUGACUGCCCAUCUUCUUCCAAAUGAAGAGACUGUCAAGAGAGGGGAUGAUGAUAUUUUUUCCUUGGCAUUUGCAAGGAUUGAAAAUCAUUACUUUGUGAACAAGGGGUUUUUUCCUUCAGAUUCUUUCCUAUUAGAAAAUGUUGAUAAAAUAAGACACAUCAACACUACAAUUGUACAGAAUAAAAGUAAGUGAUAAUGAUUGAAGACUUUUAAAUCAUAGAGAGUGGAAAUGGGAUGAUCGAGAGGAGAGGAGGUGGAGAAAUUGAGGUGAAGAGAAAUUACAAGCGACAACUAUAGAUUUGGUAAAUAACAGCAUAUGAGGAACGCAGCACGAGAGAAGCGGUUACUUCCGUUAUCAUAUCAAAAACUCGUAAUCCCUUUCAAUUUUGAACUCAUUAACAAUGCUGGUAAACUCACGAUUAUAAUGAUCCAAUUACCAAUCUUAGUUCAAUCUCAUUCUAGAUUGAUUUCUUAGACCAGUUAAAUUGUCAGGUGAAUUUUGAAACAUAAAACCGUAGAAUUUAUGAUCCAACACGUGAUUUGAUAACGUUUGCUGCAUUUUUAAAGGCGUGAAACAUUUA
This is a messenger RNA of Populus trichocarpa (black cottonwood), 1462 nucleotides long. Its product is annotated as proline iminopeptidase. Gene Ontology annotation, molecular function: aminopeptidase activity. Bases 55 to 1074 code for a protein of 339 amino acids. Gene Ontology annotation, biological process: proteolysis. The record is from RefSeq and is a predicted model, not a curated record. Gene Ontology annotation, cellular component: cytoplasm. Lineage: Eukaryota; Viridiplantae; Streptophyta; Magnoliopsida; Malpighiales; Salicaceae. The transcript has 10 exons.